This is a messenger RNA of Somion occarium, 4461 nucleotides long. The record is from the annotation of a GenBank genome assembly. NCBI's taxonomy places the organism in Eukaryota, Fungi, Basidiomycota, Agaricomycetes, Polyporales, Cerrenaceae.
UCUUCGCUUCAGUUCUUUGUCUGGCUAAACUAACUAUGCAGAAGACAUGCCGCAAGCGCGUGCAUUUGCAAUGUGCAAAUGGUUCGAAACAGAUAUUAUAACGCCAGCCAGGUCUGCGCCUUGUGCGCGUUGGACGACGAGGUCAAUCGAGUCACAUAGCAGGUGGCAGGGGCAAAGACUGCCAAAGCGCCAUGCAUGCACGGGCUACAAGUGGCCUGCAAAGAAUUUCGUAGCGAUGCUGCGCUCUGUAGCACAGCGGCAAUGGCCCAAAAUGGCAGUGCCACGGUAUAAACAACCCCAAAUAACGCGACCGCGCCAUACAUAUUUGCUGGCGUCUCUUUUUCCCGUCCCCCGUCCGUUCCCCCUUCUCUUCACCCGCUAUCCUACCAUGGAGAGGUCUCGCUCUCAGAGCUCCCUGCUCGCCACAGCCAAAGAGCAGCUUGGCUACCUACCGACAGUACCUGACACUGUGGUGCCUGGUGUAUACCUCGCAGAAUUAGAGAAACACCUUCAACUAUAUCCUCAUGAUAGUAAUUUUCUUCUUACACGCCAACCAGGUCAAGGAUUUGGUUACGUGACAUGCCUCGAGGAGGGUUGCCUGCGCGCGAAAAUUGAGUUAAUAAUGCGUGUUGGUUCUCCAGACGGAGGCAAAACAACGGGCAUUGGCUCUCUUGCUGCAUAUAGAACACACAUUAUUCAGAGCAGCGUGCACUGUGCAUCUCGCGAUGCUCGUAUUCGUUCUGGUUGUCCCAAUCCCCUAUCCAUAGCUGUUCCCGCAAGAACCCCGAAUCGGACAUCCCGAAUCCUGACAUCCUUGGACUCUGAAGACGGAUGGAGUUCACCCACCAGGAUUGCAUCUUCACCUGCUGCACCGCUGGGUCAACAUUUGUCUGGGCUAUCGAUGAGGGGCGACUCUAGUGUUCCUCAGAAGCGCGCGUCUGAUCAUCACCUUGCCAAGACCGAGAGCUUCGAGCCUCAAUUUUCAUUACAUGGUGGAUCCUCGUACAAGAGGCAAAAGCUCGAAUUUCCAAAGGCUCCGCUGGCUCUAGCCAAUCGAAGGACACCGGAACCUUUUGGUGACCAGCCGGCCGCUCCUUCCUCUGGCGAUGUCGAAGACACCCGUGCGAGGCUCGCCGACAUUACCAGUCGGAUCUCGCAAGUGACAUCUGCAAUGCAGCGGGCCAGAUGGAAAUCUGCACUGACGAAGGCGGACUAUACUCGGAUUUCGAAGUUGGAAAAGGAGCUCAACGAUCUCCGUGGGCUUCGAAACAAAUACACCGCGGCUAUUCCUUCUGCCAUUACCAGUUCCCCUACUCGGGUCUCAAGUAUCAUAAAGGCGGAACCUGCAGAAUCCAGUUCGAGCUUACAGCCACGGUUCUUCCAAUUUCGUGUCGAUCCCAACUUUGGCGACGUCAAGCCUUUACCUCCUGUAAUUUCGCAACCUAUAGCUUCCGGUUCGAAUGUGAAGAUAGAGACUGUCAAGCCACCUGCGAUAUUUUCCAACCCCGCCGCCGCAGACCCGCACUUCUCGGAUGAUGAGCGUUUCGAUGAGAACGGAAACUUCUUUGGCCGGGGCAAGGACCUCUACGAAGGACCUAUUGCGAAGGCCGACGACAUUGACAAGUUCCUCGUGGCGGCAGGCAACUCAGAACAAUUCGAUGGCAACGCUAGUGUUGAGAAGGCUCUUGAGAGGCUGAACCUGCAGAAUCUCUAUCAUCCACUUCCAGGUAUGGAGGUCGCGCUGAUGCCACAUCAGGCUAUCGGCGUUGCUUGGAUGCUCGACAAAGAAAACAGCACGAUGAAAGGAGGUGCUCUCGCCGAUGAAAUGGGUCUCGGGAAGACGGUCCAAAUGAUUGCCGUCAUUGCAACCAACCGCUCGAACGACCCGCUUCGCAAGGCGACCCUGAUCAUUGCACCUGUCGCAUUGCUGGAUCAGUGGCAACAAGAGAUUGACAUGAAGACUAACCUCAAUUUGAGUUGUCUAAUCUACCACGGUAGUAAUAAGCCAAAACGUAGCGAGGAUAUCAACAAGUAUGAUAUUGUCCUCACCACGUUCCAUACUCUAGCCUAUGAGUGGCCUGAUUUCGAGGCCGAGGAAAAAGAGAAGGCCAAGAGGAAGAGGAAAAACAAGAAUGACGACGACGAUGAUUACGUGAAGCCGAAGAAAAGAGGAGCAAAGAAAGAGCUCGGCUUAUUGUUCACGAUUGAGUGGCAUCGAAUCUGCAUCGAUGAAGCACAGAACAUCCGUAACAAGCGCACUCGUAUCUCUCGUGCGGUCUCUGAGCUUGAAGCCAAGUAUCGUUGGUGCCUUACAGGAACCCCAAUCAUCAAUACCUUGUCUGAUGCUUAUGGUCUCUUUCGCUUUCUCAAAAUUCGUCCUUGGUACGACUGGAACCACUUCAAUGCAAAGAUUGCCCGAAAUGAGAAGAAGCAACCGGAUCUCGCGAGCAGUCGUCUUCAGAGCAUCUUCCAGAUGACGUUGUUACGAAGGAAAAAGGAUACCAUGUUGGAUGGCAAGCGAUUGAUCGAGCUGCCUGCAAGGAAUGUGGUCCUUCGCAAGCUCCAGUUCAGUCAGGAGGAACGCGAUAUAUAUGCUAUGGUGGAGGCUAAGUCUCAAGCAAAGUUCAACCGUUUCCUCAGGGCCGGUACUGUGUUAAAGAAUUAUCAUCAAGUCCUUGUCUUGCUCUUACGUUUACGCCAGAUUUGCUCACAUCCAACUUUAAUACAAGAAGAUGGAGAUGGGUUCGUCCGCCCUGAAGAAGCUGAGGAUGGGGGAGACACGAGUGCUGAACUCGCUCGUGCUGCUCGUCUAGUCUCCAUGGAAUUUGUGAACCGUAUGAAAUCAAAGUUCAAGGAGAUUGUUCUCGAGCGUAUGGCGGCUGAGAAAGAAUCUACCGAUGCCUCUCUUGAAGGAGAGGAGUGCCCCAUCUGCUAUGAUACUUUCACCGAUGCUGUUGUUACUUGCUGCACUCAUGUUUUCUGUCGCGAAUGCAUUAUGAAUGUUCUCCAUACCCCUGCACGGGAAGAUGCCAACGAGAUUAAUCCAUACAAAGCCAAUGAACGUCCUUGCCCGUCUUGCAGAGGUGCUAUAUCCGAAGAAAAGCUCUUCACCCGCCAAGCUUUCGAGCCCACCGAUGACGAACUUUCCCCUGCGACGAAUGCUAAGGUCGAAGAUGUCGAGAUGAUUGACCUCACAGACGACGUCAAGGGUAAGGGCAAAGCGCCUGCUGGUCGGACUCUUCGAAAGAGAAGGGCUAAACCCAUUCGUAUCCUUGAUUCCGAUGAAGAAAUGGAAGAUGACGAAGAUGACGACUUGAGCGACUUCAUCGUUGAAGACGAUGAGGAUGAGGAGGAAGCCGACGCUCGUAUUGCUGCAAGGCGUGUUCAUCGAAGCUUGAAAGGCAAACAGCGUGCCAUCGUCAUUUCGGACGAUGAGGACGAGGACAUCAUCUUCGGUGCCAAGCCCAGUGUUCCCAUCCCACCAGAGAAGGUGAAGAUGAUGCCCCGCUUCUUGCCAUCGACCAAAAUGAAGCACAUGAUGGAUUCCCUGAUGAGUUGGGCUAAGGAACAUCCUGACGAGAAGACUCUUGUCAUUUCUCAGUGGACCCAGUGUCUGAGCCUUGUUUCCAACUAUCUCGCCGAGCAUGGCUUUGCACAUGUCAAGUAUCAAGGUGACAUGACUCGUCAUCAACGUGAUGCAUCUGUUCGUACCUUCAUGUCAAAAGACAAGGCCAAGAUUAUGCUCAUGAGUUUGAAAUGCGGCGGUGUUGGUCUGAACUUGACGAGAGCCAAUCGCGUAAUAUCUCUUGACCUCGGUUGGAGUGAGGCUAUCGAGAAUCAAGCCUUUGACCGAGUUCAUCGUCUGGGUCAGAUGCGUGAUGUGACUGUCGAACGGCUCGUCAUCCAGGAUACUGUCGAGGAUCGUAUCCUUGCGUUGCAGGAGCGCAAGAGGAACCUUGCCGAGGGAAGUCUUGGUGAAGGCAAUGGCAAGAAGAUUGGAAGACUUUCUGUGAAGGAGCUCGCUAGUCUUUUCAACGUCGAUACCCGAGGGAAUUUGCUUCAUUAGAUGUCCGUUUACUGUCCAACCUACCCGGGACGGCUCUCGUACGAAGAACAUUUGGAUAUGGACAACUCUUCUCUUUUUUCUUUUCUUUUCUCAAGGCACUCUACACGCUUGCUAUUUCUGAACCUAGAUUCCUUUUUCGGCUAUUCAUUCCGAUUGUUUUCGACUUCUUUCUUUCUUCGAUUCCCCAAAGUUGUAGUUUCUAUCUGUAAACCAUUUUGCUUCUCUGUGUAUUGUACACCGUUCCUGUGGAUGCUUUGUACUAUACGUGCGUUUUGUAUUUGGGCUUUCGUAGUUCGUAGCUUAUUAGCCUUUUCUGAGCAGUAGUGAUUAUAGUAGGCUUUGCAAAUGAACUUGUAGGUCUUCACUUUAAAAUGCGGAUCCUUGCAACAUAGAUA